UGCGCACGCAUAAAGAGGACUGUCAUUCGGGUAAUGACAAAGACAACUGGCCCAGUGCUGCUUGUCAUUACUCUAUUGUCACCAGGGUUGCUCAUCAUGGAUGCCUCCAAGCCAGUCGAGCUUCAGUCGGCCACCGGCGUCCCCCGUUUGCAGCUCGCUCUGCUGAUCGGCGCGCCCAUAGUGCUCGGGGUGGUAGGCUUAUAUCUAUGGAAACGGAUGAGUCCUUUGGGUCGUGCCCUAGCGACAAAUAACAAAGGCAACAAAUACUUUGAGGCGGGCAAGUACGAGAACGCCAUCCAGUGUUUCACAGAGGCCAUUGCACUCUGCCCCACUGAACAGAAGAGCGACCUGUCGACGUUCUAUCAGAACCGAGCAGCAGCGUAUGAGCAGCAGAUGAAAUGGACUAAGGUGGUGCAAGACUGCUCACAGGCAGUAACGCUCAACCCACCUUACAUGGAAGCUCUCUUCAGGAGGGCCAAAGCUCAUGAGCAACUGGGCAAUAAGAAAGAAUGCCUGGAAGAUGUCACAGCUGUGUUGAUCCUGGAGGAGACACAGAACAUCCAGAACCAGCAGACCAUGUUGGUUUUGAACAACGUAUCCGACCAGCUGGGAUUCGAGAAGGCCAAAGACAAAUACAAGAACCGAGAGCCGAUGAUGCCUUCUUCUCAGUUCAUCAAAUCCUACUUUGGUUCUUUCACCGAUGACAUCAUCUCGCAGCCGCUGCAGAAGGGCGAGAAAAAAGAUGAAGACAAGGACAACGAGGGCGAGGCCUACGAGGUCAUAGCUCGUUCGGGCUACCUGAAAGCCAAGCACUACAUGGAUGAGGAGGACUACGACAAAAUCAUCAGCGAAUGCACUAAGGAGGUGGACUCUGAGGGUCGCUACAUGGCUGAGGCGCUGCUCCUGCGUGCCACCUUUUACCUUUUGACCUGCAACAACACAGCCGCUCAGCCCGACUUGGACCGCGUCAUCAAUAUGCAGGAAGUCAACGUCAAGCUGCGAGCCAAUGCCCUCAUUAAGCGUGGGAGCAUGUACAUGGAGCAGAUGCAACCGUUGCUUGCCACACAGGACUUCAACAUGGCAGCAGAGAUCGACACACGCAAUCCCGAUGUGUACCAUCACAGGGGGCUGCUUGACCUCAAGUUGGGCAAUAUAGAUGAAUCUGUAGAAGACUUUGAUAAAUGCAUCCUGCUAAGAUGGGACUUUGCUCUCGACCAUGCGCUCAGGUGCUUCGCUCUGUACACACAAGCAUUGAACAACAACCCAUCACAACAGAUAGUCUUGGAUGGAUUCGAGGACAUUAUCAGAAGGUUUCCCAAGUGUGCCGAGGGCUACACACUAUAUGCUUGGGUUUUAACCGUUGAGCAACAGUACGGAAAGGCAGACGAGAUGUACGACAAGUGUAUUGAACUGGAACCAGACAACGCCACCAAAUAUGUCUACAAAGGAUUAUUACAGCUCCAGUGGAAACGAAGCCUGUCUGAUUUGGGCCUGGACCUCAUCAACAAAGCCAUUGAAAUUGACAACAAAUGUGACUUUGCAUACGAAGCAAUAGGAACAAUCGAAUUUCUUAGUAAAAAUCUGGACAAGGCAAUCGAAAUGUUCAACAAGGUUAUCAACUUGACUAAAACGGAGAUGGAGAUGACCGACAUCUACGCAAAGUGCGAAGAAGCGUACGCCCGGAUUGAGGUAGCCAGGAAGUACGGCAUCAAGUAACUCCUCCGCCAAAUUGAGGGAUGCUUGUUCUCCAAUUGUCAAUGUGUUAAGCUUUGCACCCAUUUGUUCAAGCAAGGGGAAAAAAAAGAUGUUAUGAUGUAAACAAAAAACAAAAAAAGAGCCCCUCUGAAAAUAUAUGUAGCAUCGUGUUUACGUUGUAUUUGAAAAAGGGUUUGGAAUGUUUUUUUUUUUUUCUUUCACAAUGUGUCACAUGCACAGGAAUGACAUUGUAAACUUGUACAAAUGACAAUUACUAUGAUGACAAGAGGACUUGUGGCUGUUUGUUGACGUUGACAGACAAUACUGUGAGAGCAAGUUCAUGCAUCAAGUACGGUUUCAAUAUGUACCGAUAUCAGUUACAAAUUGAAAAUUAAAACCAUGUAGCCAAAUGUGUAGUGUCUGUGUUUGUAAUAAGGGGGCUUGAUUGAUGGGUAAUAGGCCUGUAUGGGAGAGGCAGGGAUUUUUUUUUUUUUUUUAAUAUUACAUUGAAUUACCCGUCUUUUCAUUUUCAACAUUUUGUGCAGCAUGUACACUUUGUCAUGUAAAUGCAACGCCUGUGCGGUUUGAAUAAGAGAAAUACCUUUGCUAUCUGGCUGACCCAAACGCCUCCUUUUUAUAGCACACACAUGAGUAAAAUCU
Molecule: messenger RNA, 2355 nt
Organism: Corythoichthys intestinalis (scribbled pipefish)
Lineage: Eukaryota; Metazoa; Chordata; Actinopteri; Syngnathiformes; Syngnathidae
Product: mitochondrial import receptor subunit TOM70-like
Exons: 12
Coding region: 34-1716 (560 amino acids)
Biological process (GO): protein insertion into mitochondrial inner membrane; protein import into mitochondrial matrix
Cellular component (GO): mitochondrial outer membrane
Molecular function (GO): transmembrane protein transporter activity; protein binding
Source: RefSeq, a predicted model, not a curated record